UUGGCGGUUAAUUUUUUUUUACCACUACCACCAUCCAAGCCACCAUCUACUAGAUAGGCAGGCAAGGGCCAAGGCGUCAUACCAUCUAUACCAGGAAAAUCAACCCAAUAAGGCCUUAAGGGAAGAUUUUGGAAAACCUAAAGCUAGAGCCUACAAUAUUUAGGGUGGUGGUUCAGAGAAAAAUUCCAGUGUUUAUCAGUACACAAUGGCUGCAACAUUCGAAGAAAAAUGCCAACAAUACUUUGGAACCACCGAUUUUUAUGAAGUUCUUGGUCUGAGUAAAGAUGCCAGCGCAAAAGCCAUUAAAAAAGCAUACCACAAGCUCUCUCUCCUGGUGCAUCCUGAUAGAGUCGACCAACAUCAUAAAGAAGUCGCAACUGAAAAAUUUAAAGUGCUUGGCAGAAUCCAUUCCGUUCUCCAAGAUAAAGACAAGAGAAAGAUCUACGACGAUUCUGGAGAUUUUGAUGAAGAAGGAGAUGUCGCGUUCAACUGGAAAGAGUACUGGCUAUCCAUGUUCAAGCCAAUCUCAUUAAGCGACAUAAAGAAACAUGAACAAGAAUAUAUCGGAUCGGAAACUGAGAAAAGAGACAUCAAGAGGGCAUAUGAGGGUAGUAAAGGAAAAAUGGAUGAUAUAUUGGAAAUGGUGCCAUUUAGCAACUGCGAGUCAGAACCAAGAAUCAUUGAAAUAGUGAGGGAAAUGGUAGACAAUGGUGAGGUUGAAGAAUAUGAAAGAUUUUUUAAUGAAAAUAAAACGCAAAAACUGAGAAGGAAAAGGAAGUGGGAAAAAGAAGGAAAGCUAACGGAACAGAUUGAUAUGGAAGAGAUAGAGAAAGAAAUUCAAGCUAGGAAGAUGAAACACGCUGCCGUCUUUGCCGAUAUGAUAUCGAAUAUUGAAAAAAAAUAUGUACAUAAAAAGGCGAGAAAGUCUAUCGAGGAUGGUACAAAAAAGAAGAGAACCACUAGACAGAAGUAAUUCUGGAAAUGUAGCAAACAAGUCUGUUCAAUCAAUGUUGAUGCAUAGAAGUUUUGAAUUGAAUAUAUUUUUUUUUUGUUUAUUGCAAAAUACAUUUAAUUAUAAGUAAGUAUUGUCAUUGAUAGCACUUGACUAGCAUCAUAAUUUCACAUAAGUAAUACAACAUUUUUUCAAACUAUCUAAAGUAGCACUAUUUUUUUAAUUUAGAGGAAGUUCAUUUUGAUAUUUUAGUCCAAGUAAAAAUUAUUAGCUGAAUAAGUGUUAUGUGUAUGGACGUCUUUAGCAAACUUGCAGUAUACCUACUAUAGUUGAAUUUUGACCGUUAUUUUCACCAGUUGAAAAAUAAAAUCCCCAGAUCUGUCCCUUUUUCUGUCAACUAUCAAAUAAUGAUAUAGUAUUUUUGAUACCUAUUUAGAAGUACCUGUCGUUUUAGUGACAAAACGUAUGUCGCUUCUUGACACACAAAUAAAAUGAGGUUAGGAAUUUCCUAUUUGUAGAUGAAAUUGACGUAUUAGCAAUCGACGUUCGUUUUUGUUGGUAAUUUUUUGUUUCAUCUGAUUCGUGAUUGAUAAAUAAGGAUGGGGUUAUUCUAAAUGGGUAUUACAAAUGCUAUACAUGACAUUUCGAUUUUUUUUUUUAUUUGUCAAGCACAUUGUGUUUAUUACAUUACAAUCUAGUUAGUUUCGAUUUCGAUUUGACAUAAAAAUAUCAUAUUCGGAUCUUUGAAUUAUGAAUUUCGAAUUUUUGUGUGAAAUCGUUUCAGGUUUUUGACGUUUUCUGCAUUAUUUUUUGAUAUUUUGUUAUAUUUGCAAUCGGUCUUUUGGUUUUUUAUGUAGUGUUCUGUGCCUUUAUGUUUCGGUGCUGCGUUUCAAACCUGGUAUAUCACUUUUCUAAAUACGACCCUUGUCGUUCAUUCCAGCUGGCGGAAUCGAAGCGCUAACGCAUGCUCGCAACCUAAAGAAAAAGUUACUAGAAAUGUCAACGCGAACUGUCAACUUCACUUUCUAUCGUGAUUUCAACUAUAUAACCCAGUAUUCUUGAAACCUUAUUUUUUUUUUGCAAAGUAAUAAGGUGGGUUUAUAAAAAAAAAUUAACACUUAAACUAAUUUGAGAAAAUUAACUUUUAACUAAGAAUUUAAACAUGUGCUUAAAGUUCGUUUCACCAGGGUUCAUACUUGACCUUGAAACUUGACAAAAAAGGGUUGUCGUAGAUUAAUUCAUAUGACACAUUCAAUUUUUUUGACAAAUUAAAAUGAAUGACGUCUGGUUUAAGAACCGACGAACGUUUUUGACGUCAUUGAUUUGUUUCAGUCAAUUUUUAUUUGUUAAACAAGGAAGACAAAUGCUGGUGGCAAGUACAAACCCUGGUGAAACAAACUUUAUGUAUUCUUAAUUCUAGUUGAUAAGUCUUAAUUUUUUUUUAUGAACUGCUAUAUUACAUACCUAUCAUAAUCUCAACUAUUUAAGUUAAAUGUUAAUUCUUAGUUUAACUGCUAAUUUUUUUUAUUUUUAUAAACCCACCAUUAUAUAAAUUUCAACUAGAGUUCCUCCACCUUUGAGAUGAAAGUUACCCUAGCUCUUCAACUAAUGUGGCAUGAUGUGCAGAAAAUUUUUAACGAUCAGAAAUGCAUCCCUUUAAAUUCACAAAAGUUCAACAGCUGAAACCGACUGAUUACCAACGUCAAAUUCGAUAUUAAGAGACACUUCUGACACACUUAUGAGUAUCUAAACUUUCUAAAAAAAAAUUAAUAUGGACCGAUGAAGUUAAAUUUUCUAGAGAAGGUAUUUUUGAUAGGAGAUCCACAUGCGGUCAAGGACAAAAAGAUCCCAAACCCCCAGUUGCAACAAAAUAGGUUGUGACAGUAUUUUUUCUACUACCUCACGUAAAGUACUCACUUUAUGCACUAUUGCGAAGACGUUAAAUUUCACUUCACACACUAGUGCGUAAAGCGCGUAAAGUAAUGUCAAUGACAGAUGUCGACACUGUCAAUUUAGUAUUUUUCUUUUUCUGGUAAAUUACUAGUGCGUGAAGUAUUUGUCUAAAUUUAUUUUUCUCACAUAUUUUAUUGAUAGUAGAAAAAAUGUUGUAUGCAAUAAGUGUGUACAGAACCGUUUUUUACUCAUGUGAUUGUCGCACGUCACAUUCGUGAAAAAAAGUUCAUGUAACACUUGUUACUGCUAUUUAAUAAGACAUAAUUUUUAAAUUCCUAAUAAAAUUCUUACAGAA
Messenger RNA from Ceutorhynchus assimilis (cabbage seed weevil), 3200 nucleotides. NCBI's taxonomy places the organism in Eukaryota, Metazoa, Arthropoda, Insecta, Coleoptera, Curculionidae. The record is from the annotation of a GenBank genome assembly.